Messenger RNA from Arabidopsis thaliana (thale cress), 1180 nucleotides. RefSeq names its product Homeodomain-like superfamily protein. The record is from RefSeq and is marked reviewed. The coding region runs from base 1 to 1023 and encodes 340 amino acids. The transcript is spliced from 2 exons. Lineage: Eukaryota; Viridiplantae; Streptophyta; Magnoliopsida; Brassicales; Brassicaceae.
AUGGCUGACGCUGAUCCAUCGAGUGGUGAACAGAUAGUUAUGAGAGAGUGCAGAAAAGGGAAUUGGACAGUGAGUGAGACUUUGGUUCUCAUAGAAGCCAAGAAGAUGGACGACCAGAGGCGUGUACGGCGAUCGGAAAAACAACCUGAAGGCAGAAACAAACCAGCAGAGCUCCGGUGGAAAUGGAUAGAGGAGUAUUGCUGGAGAAGAGGAUGUUACCGCAACCAGAAUCAGUGCAACGAUAAGUGGGACAAUCUCAUGAGGGAUUACAAGAAGAUCAGAGAGUACGAGAGAUCAAGGGUAGAAUCGUCUUUUAACACCGUCACUUCUUCCUCUUACUGGAAGAUGGACAAGACUGAGAGGAAAGAGAAGAACUUGCCGAGUAACAUGUUGCCUCAGAUAUACGACGUGUUGUCUGAGCUUGUUGACAGAAAAACUCUUCCUUCCUCCUCCUCCGCCGCCGCCGCCGUAGGAAACGGUAACGGUGGCCAGAUCCUAAGAGUUUGCCAACAAAGUUUAGGAUUUGUAGCUCCGAUGAUGGCUCAGCCGAUGCAUCAAAUCCCGACUACUAUAGUGUUAUCUCUUCCGCCACCACCGCCACAGUCUCUUAGCUUAUCACUUCCUUCGCCGCCUCAACCUCCACCAUCGUCUUCAUUUCACGCUGAGCCUAUACCGCCCACAGUAGGUACAUCAUCGACAAAGCGAAGGAGAACAACGCCGGGAGAAACCACCGCUGGAGGAGAGAGGGAGGUAGAGGAGGAUGCGGUUGGGGUGGCGUUGUCUAGAUGCACGUCUGUGAUCACACAAGUGAUAAGAGAGAAUGAGGAGGGACAAGAGAGGAGGCAUAAGGAAGUGGUGAGGCUACAAGAGAGGAGACUAAAGAUUGAGGAAUCAAAAACUGAAAUAAAUAGACAAGGUAUGAAUGGUUUGGUAGACGCCAUUAAUCAACUCGCAAGCUCUAUUCUUGCUUUGGCUUCUUCUUCUUGCCAUAAUAAUCGCAAUCAUCAAGGAGGUCCACCAUGAUACCUAUAUUGAAUAGAUGUGUUACUUUAAUACUUAAGUUGAUGAUUAGUUGCUUAGUUAAUAUGUAGGUAUGUGUAUAUAAAGUGACGUUAUGUUAGCAUAUAAAACCAUGCAAGAUGUUCUUGUCAUGGAGUAAUUAAUGAAUCAUUAAUCAAGC